Molecule: messenger RNA, 2698 nt
Organism: Alosa alosa (allis shad)
Lineage: Eukaryota; Metazoa; Chordata; Actinopteri; Clupeiformes; Clupeidae
Gene: arid3b
Product: AT rich interactive domain 3B (BRIGHT-like)
Exons: 9
Coding region: 222-2090 (622 amino acids)
Biological process (GO): regulation of transcription by RNA polymerase II
Cellular component (GO): nucleus
Molecular function (GO): DNA binding
Source: RefSeq, a predicted model, not a curated record
UGCCAUGCGCGGCAGAUCGGGAGGUGAUCUUGGUCAUUUCCCUUCGUCUGGCCUCUUUUUAAUCCUGACAACGUUUUUCUGCAGUGGGAAGGGUGAAGGGUUGCAGCCGUGCUGUCGAAGUUCACAUUAAGGGCUAGCGUGGAUGCGCAAAUUCCGGGUGCACUGCUCUCCCCCAGGCUGUCGUAUCGAGAGUAAAGAAAAGGUUAAUCUAAGUGGACGGUAUGGUCGACAACUCCAGUAGCAGCAAGGCGCAAAUGACAAGUUUAUCUCAGGAGGGCAGUCUGAGUGGCGGGUUUUCCCAGGCAGGCCUGGCUAGUGCUGCAGGCGUGAAGCUGGAAGCGGUCAUGGAGCAGCUGCAGAAGCAGCAGCAGGCCAAGCUGGAGAUGGAGCGCAAGGAGAGACACCUGAGGGAGGCCCAGAUCCUCUACGCCCAGCAGGUGGCCGCACAACAGGCCAUCCUGGCCAACGCCCGCGCCCAAGGCGGCCCCCUACCACCAGAGUUCUAUGGCAAGAACUCCAGGGACCGGGCACUGAAGGUGGGCACGGGGCACCAGGCCAACAGAGUGGCCACACAGAGCAGUGUGGACUCCAUGCGUGAGGACGAGGAGGAUGAAGAUGAUGAUGAUGAUGAGGAAGACGACAUGGAGCGGCGCAGAGGCUCUGAGGGUGAGGAAGACGAGGAUGAGGAGAUGGUGGAGGGCGAGGAAGGCAGCGAGGAGGACGAGGGAGAGGGCCUGGAGUUCCUGCGACAGCAGAGUCUGGCGCUGCAGCAGGCGGCGUCCGGCGUGACCCCGUUUCCCUUCCCUGUCUACUCCGCCUCGGCCUCGCCAUCUGCCGCCAAGAAGAGGCCCCGCUCCCCUAGCGCCAAGGUGAAGGACGAGCCCGAGGACAAGAGCCUGUCCCCUGCCGGACCGCACUCCUUCUCCACACCCAACGGCAUGGCCGACUGGGGCUUUGACGAGUCCUUCAAACAGAAUGGCAGCGCCGGCUGGAGUGAAGAGGGCGAUGGAGGAAGAGGAGCCAAAGGAGAAGCAUCCAGAGACUUUGCCAAGCUUUAUGAGCUGGACAGUGACCCCAACAGGAAGGAGUUCCUGGACGACCUUUUCACCUUCAUGCAGAAGAGAGGGACCCCAGUGAACCGCAUCCCUAUCAUGGCAAAGCAAGUGCUGGACCUCUACAAGCUCUUCAAGUUGGUCACUGAGAAGGGAGGCCUGGUUGAGGUCAUCAAUAAGAAGAUCUGGAGAGAGAUCACCAAAGGCCUCAACCUACCUACCUCCAUCACCAGUGCUGCCUUUACGCUCCGCACACAGUAUAUGAAGUACCUGUACCCUUACGAGUGUGAGAAGAAGGGUCUGAGUUCUCCAGGUGAGCUCCAGGCGGCCAUCGACAGUAACCGGCGUGAGGGCCGCCGUCCCAGUUACAGCAACAGCCUGUACCGCUUCUCGCCGUCCCCCAGCGGAACCUCCCACAUCCUCACCCCGCCCAAGGUCCACCUGCCCUCCUCCGCCCACAACGGCCUGCAGGAGAGCGGCAGCCCUGCCCUCAAGAAGGGCACAGUGCCGGAGGAGGGUCCUGCGUCCAUGUUGCCGGGGCGACUGCCCCUGGCGUUGGCGCUUGGUCACCAGCAGCAGCUGGCGCGUGCGGCGACCCUGGAGCAGCUGCGUGAGCGUCUUGAGACAGGCAUGGGCAUGGGGGCGGGCGCGCUGGAUGGACAGGACCGCAGCAUGGCACGGCUGGCCGAGGAGCAGCACCGACUCCUGCAGCAAGCCUUCCAGCACAACCUGCUGGCCAUGGCCUCGCAGGUCAACCCUGCCGGGCUGCACCUUGGAGCACCAAAAGCAGAGGACAAGCAAGACAAACAGAAGCAGGACAUGUCUCUCAGCAUCUCCUCCAAUGGAUCCACCAGCAUCACUGUGUCUGUGGAAGUCAACGGAACUGUCUACACAGGGACGCUGUAUGCCCAGAAGGUCUCUGGCGGGGUGCCCACCUGCUCCACAGCGACCCCUGCUGGCCAGAGUGGAAGUCCUAAUGUGUCCUCCUCAUCCAAAGGCCCCAGCUCAGCUGACCCCCCCAGCUGCACCUCCCCAUAACCUCCCCAUACCCCAACCCCCACACACACACACACACACACACACACACAUUUUGCAUCUCCAGUCUCUGGAGGGGUGAGAUGACACCCCCACCCCACCCAACAGGCUCUCAGCAGCACCCUAUGACCCCUACCCAACCAAAUCCAGACGCCUAUGACAAACACACACACACACACACGUCGCCUCAGGAAGGAGUCUCAAAGUGAAUGUACUGAACUUUUUAAAAAUGGAAAACAAACUGCAACACGAUUACCUCAUAUUUUUAGCCCUCAUACUGUUCAAGGAGAAGAAUGUGUUACUUUACUAACGUGUGGAUGUCGUAAUACACAUAAGCAGUCACACAUGAAUAAAUAUACACACACACACACACUCACACAUUCACACAUUUACAUACACAAGCAAUGCAAUUAUAGUAGUAGAGUAGAUUGCUCUGCCAAACUACUGUAGUGUGUGUUGAAGUUUAAGUGUGUCACACACCUCAAACAUACCUCACCUGGAGGAGUCCACACACACACACACACAUACACAUACCCACUUUAUAUGGAGGAGUCUACAGAUGCACACACAUCUACCUCAAGGAGUCUGCGCGCAUGCACGCACACCUUACC